This is a messenger RNA of Trichoderma breve, 2298 nucleotides long. RefSeq lists its product as uncharacterized. The coding region runs from base 1 to 2298 and encodes 765 amino acids. The record is from RefSeq and is a predicted model, not a curated record. Gene Ontology annotation, molecular function: protein binding. Lineage: Eukaryota; Fungi; Ascomycota; Sordariomycetes; Hypocreales; Hypocreaceae. Gene Ontology annotation, cellular component: cell tip; microtubule cytoskeleton. The transcript is spliced from 6 exons. Gene Ontology annotation, biological process: establishment or maintenance of actin cytoskeleton polarity.
AUGACCAGGCCCUUGAUCGUCAGAGCGGACACGAUUGACUUGCAACAUCACCACGCCCCCUCGACCCAGGAUCACUCCGCACCCCGAGGUCAUACGGGUCAUACGAUAUCCCGAAACCCCUUCUCCAACCCUCCUGUGCUGCUCGCUCCGCACCAGGCCGAGACCCUUCGCGAAGUCGCCCACGAGACCGCCAUCGCGCAAUCCCGCAGUCCCUGGGCUGCCUCCGACAAAGACAACGGCCGACCGAACGCUGAAAAUAUUGCCGACGGCAUGGACGUGUAUCAGCAACACCAGCACCAGCAGGACUCGCUGGCCGUCGCCCAGAAUGGCGGCAUGGCCGACGACGACGACAUCGAGGAGGAUGGCGACCUCGAUGACGACAUGAUGGAUCGCAUCUCCAGUUCGCCUUCCAUCGAAGAUGAGGACAUUGAUUUCGAAUUCGUUUACGCCCUCCACACCUUUGUGGCCACCGUCGAGGGCCAAGCCAAUGCAACCAAGGGCGACACCAUGGUUCUGCUAGACGAUAGCAACAGCUAUUGGUGGCUGGUUAGAGUAGUCAAGGAUAGUAGCAUUGGCUACCUACCAGCCGAACACAUUGAGACGCCUACCGAAAGGCUCGCUCGUUUGAACAAGCACAGGAACAUUGAUCUCUCCGCCACCAUGUUGACCGAUCAGCAACAAGUGCAAAAACCAAAGACUGGCUUUUCCAUUGGCAUCAAGAAAAAGGCAACAGUCGCUUUUGCAGAGCCCACCUAUCACGACUACUCUGACCACGACUAUUCUUCGGAAGAAGAAGACCUUAAUGAGAUGCUAGACGCUACCCAGACGAAGCAACAGUCGGCAUCCGAUGGCGACCCUGCCGAUGACAGCGCCAGAGUGGAACCGCUCAAGACCAAAUCAUCCAAAGGCGCCAAGCCAUCGGAUCAAACCCUCGACGAGUCCUCUGACGAAGAAGAUUUGCGAGGAAGCCUCGACAUUGUGGAGAAGAAAGGCCCCAGCAUAUCUCGCAACGGCAACAUCAGGAACACCGACUCUUUCUUUAAGGACGAAACAGCCGAGACCAAAAAGAUCACCCUUACGCCUAACUUGCUGCGGGAUGACGCCCCUCGGGAGUCCACCGACUCUGUCGGCAAGUCUCGGACAAGCUUGGACAGGCUCGAAAAGGAGCUCAUGUCCGACAAGGACAGGAAGAAGAGCAAGGACAAGAAGGAAAAGGAAAACAACAAGGACAAGAAACCGGGUGGUCUCCGAGGCUUCUUUUCGAGAAAAGACAAAAAGAGGUCGCCCGACGACGACGGGCUCGAGAGCGAGCCACGCGACAGCGAGGAGCGCUUCUCAGAGGAGCAUUCAUCUCCCGAAAAGGCCAGGCAGCCGGCCAAGCUGCACAAGCCUCAAGCCCGGAUCGAGCCAACCGUCAACAACAAGGCGCCCCAGGCUUCCACCGUGGAGCUUGCCUCGUACUUGGCGGAAAGCCGCAUCAACGACGUCUCCAAUGUUCCCCCACCCUCGAUGCGCAUCGUCAACCCCGAAACGAACGAGACGCAUGAAGUCCCAUCACACCAGCCUCCUCGCGGCCGCCCAUCCCUGGAUCAGCCGCUUUCUCCCACCUCCCGCCGAGGCGAAGUGGUUCCUAGUCCCAGAUCUGCCACCGCACCGCGUGCGCUCAACCACCUGGAUCUAUCCGAUUCUGAUGAUGAGUCAGAUGACGGCGAAAACAUUCUGGAUCGGAUGCCUCAGCCCAGCAGCUCCAAGCCCGGGGCCCCCAAGGCACCCCAGGAGGAAGAGGUGGAAGAGCCCAUCAUCCCGGGCACUUUCCCCGAUACCAAUCCGUUUUCUCCCAAUUACAGACCUUCCCCUUCACCGCAACCCCCAACCAAGCCAGAGACUCGCCCAGCCGCGGAACCAUCUCCCGUGUCUCCGGUUACCUCAUCAGAGCCACCUGCUCUUAUGGUAGACACUUCGUCUCCAGAGGACCGUUCACCUUCUGUAUCGCCCUCUCCAGAACUUACCCAGUCUGCGGAGGAUCGAUCCAAGAGCAGCUCCUCUUCCACGGGAAGCAAGGAACCGACCUGGGACGACAUGAAGCUUCGUGCCUUUUUUGACGAGCCCGAGCAUAUCCGCGAUCUCUUGGUCGUGGUGUACGACAAGACGGAUGUGGUGCCCGCGAGCAGCGAUCAUCCAGUUGUAGGUCCCCUCUUCCGGGAGCAGAAUGCCAAGUUGGCAGAGAUAACAACGCAACUUGACAACAUGCUUGGAGAUUGGUUGGCAAGGAAACAACGCACUCGAGGAUCCCGCUGA